AUGAGCCAGCGUCAAGCGUUCUAUGGCGGCGGAGGAAAAAAUGCUCCCAACGCGCCCGACGUGCCUCUCCACUCGUCUGAAUCCCUCGUAUUCACGCCUGACCCGAACAACCCACUCCACGCGGGUGCAAAACGCGACGCGCCGUUGAAUACCAAUUCGUUCACAAACGGAGGCCGCUCAUCGGGAUUCUCCUCCGCCCAUAGACAAUCUACUCCUCAAACCCGCCCUGGGACAUCCGACCCGCGCUCUGCUUCCAUGAUGCGUACUGGGUUGAGCAUGGUUCGGCCUGGGACAUCCGACCCAUACAAAGCUAGCGGAGGAAACCAUCGUCUUCAGACUCACCAGGCUCAUCGCAACACUCAUGCAAUCACAACCACUCCAGUAACUAUGCAGCCACUGCCUACUUUUUCCCACAAUGUCCCACCUGUUACUCCCCAUCCUGCAAUCCCCCACGUCGCUACUUUGUCGCAAGAAGAAGAAGACCCCGAAGUUGAGUACGCGCCGGAAACUGGCCGCGCCACUAUGCAGGACCCGAUGAGACUGCAACGUGCCACAUACGCCGUGUCGAUGACAGAAACCGAGGACGACAGUGAGAUCUGCCAAAUUCCGCCUCCCAACAAGCGCGCGCUCGCGGAGAUUUGGAUGACGAGCACGACAUGGAGCAUAGUCAGAGACCCCAAAAACGAGCCAAGACUACUAGGGAGGACCGGGAAAGAUCCUAUUCUGGUGCUAGUCACGAAUAUCGUCACAGCAGCAGCAGCAACAGCAGCAGCAACAACAACACAGCAGCAGCAAGAGCAAGAGCAACAGCCGGAGCCAGAGAUAUAUUACCUUGGACCGGUGCCUGUUGUGCGAGACCCCUAUGAGCAGUCUGCCACGCCUAUGAAUAAACUCAUUGGUCUUCUCAAAGCAGAGAACAACGUGCUCGAUGAAAAAUCCAUCGAGGCUCAUGUCACGAGAUACGAGACCGCGGCCCAACGUUGGCAGGGAUGUACUCGCGAGGAGUGGCUGGCUGGGGCUAAUGAGAUCACUGAGAUGUACACCAAGGUUUUCGACUUUGUUAAAGACCAUAUGACCAAGAAGCUCGCCCUUUUUACUUCGUGCGACGAGAAGCUCGCCACUCACCACAAAGCUCUCCGCGAACGCGACCAACAGCUUACGAGCACCAAGGAACAGCUCCUCGAAGGCGGCGGAGAAGUUCUCGGUGGACAAGGCAAAGUCUAA
Messenger RNA from Mycena indigotica, 1224 nucleotides. RefSeq names its product ECM11 domain-containing protein. The transcript is spliced from 6 exons. The record is from RefSeq and is a predicted model, not a curated record. The coding region runs from base 1 to 1224 and encodes 407 amino acids. NCBI's taxonomy places the organism in Eukaryota, Fungi, Basidiomycota, Agaricomycetes, Agaricales, Mycenaceae.